ACCCCUACAGCUCCCUAACGAACGGCCAUGCGAAUCUUCUUAAACACACAGUCCGUAAUACAAUUAAAUUAUUAAGAAACAUUAAAGCCAAUCAUCGUCGCUUCAUUGUCUUGUUUUCGCGUUGAAUUGGGACUCGGACGUGUGAGAUUGAGCGAGUCAUGACUCGCACUCCCAGUUUAGGUGUGAGUUCAAGCGAGCGAUACAGCGUGUUUGAUUUCAAUGAAGAUGACGAGAAAGUUGAGAAGAUGUCGGAGAAAUUACUCGGGAAAUUUGGAAACUCUAAGAAGAGAAAGUGUGACUUGUCUUCUCCGAUCACCAAAUAUAAGUUUCUCGGAUUCUUUGCAGGAUGUUCCAGGGCUCAAGAAAAGGAAAGAGGAAGUGAGCCUAUUGUUGUUGACGGUGGACCAAUUGAUGCUGACUCAGGACUGCCAGGAUGUGCCAGGGCUCAAGAAAAGGAAAGAGGCAAUGAACCUAUUGUUCUUGAUGAUGGACCAAUUGAUGUUGACUCAGGACGAGGGAUGAAGACUCUAAGCGAGGAAGUUGUCAAUGAAUUGAUAGAUAUUGAUGCUAAUGAUUUAGGCAAUUCUCAUAAACCUUCCAUUUCACUUCCUAUGUGCAUGGUACAAGAAGAUGGUGAUGUUAAGGAGAUAUGUUGUUUGGAUGCACAUGUGCCAUCCAGUUCUUCAAAUGAUGAAAAAACAGUGGAUAUGAUUUUAGAUGACGAUGAUGAAAAAAGUGAAAUGAGUUCUUCAUCGAUUUCCGUCUCUACUCUUGGAGAGAAAGAAGUUCCAUCCAAAGAUCUAGUGCCAGAAUGUUGUUCUGUUGGGCAUAAGAUUGAUAUUUUAAAUAAUGCAGUUGUUAUCUUCCCCGAUUUUAUCCUAUAUGAUGACAUAUAUUGUACAGAGUCUCGUUUAACUUUCUCAAGCAGCUGCAUCAGUGUUGAGGGUUCUACUGUAAAUGGGGCCAAAGGAUCUUUUAAAGCUAAAUGGGCCAUUGGUGAUAUUAUGAGCAUUGAGUCUGAAUGGUGGGGGAGGGUUGAGACUGCUAUGCUUAAUCUUAGUCUUAAAUCAAAGGUUUCUAAAGGAUCUGGAACUGCAAAUGAAAUUCCAGGGAUUGACAAAUUGAAAUUUUCAGUUUAUGAUCCUGAUUGGUUUGAAGGACAGGAAGCAAUCAAAUCAUUGGAUUCCAAAUAUAGAGAUAUCUGGAAUGUUAUUUUUGACACUGAUCAGGAAACAGAUGGUGAUGCCUUUUUAGGGUCCAAAAACAUGAGCAUCCCAAAGCCUCAUCUCUAUAUUCUUGAUGAGACUUUUGAAGAAGUUGUUUAUCCAAGAGGGGAUCCUGAUGCUGUUUCAAUUAGUAAGAGAGACAUGGAACUUCUGCGGCCUGAGACAUUCAUCAACGAUACCAUAAUCGACUUCUACAUAAAAUAUUUAAAGAAUAAAAUUCAACCGGAAGACCAGCAUAGGUUCCACUUCUUCAAUAGUUUUUUCUUUCGGAAGCUUGCUGACUUUGACAAGGACCCACGUAGUGCCUGUGAGGGUAGGGCAGCAUUUCAACGAGUUCGUAAAUGGACAAAGAAAGUGAACCUUUUUGAGAAGGAUUACAUUUUCAUUCCUGUAAACUAUAGUCUUCAUUGGAGUUUGAUAGUCGUUUGUCAUCCGGGUGAUGUGGCUUGUUUUAUAGAUGAUGAAAGUGAAAGGGCACUUCGAGUUCCAUGCAUCUUGCACAUGGAUUCUAUUAAAGGAAGUCAUAGGGGCCUAAAGAAUCUUAUUCAAAGUUACCUGUGCGAAGAGUGGAAAGAGAGGCAUAAUGACACUCCGGAUGAUGUAUCUUUGAAGUUCUCACGUUUACGAUUUGUCCCACUUGAGAUGCCACAGCAGGCAAAUUCGUUUGACUGUGGCCUCUUCUUGCUGCACUAUGUUGAAUUGUUCCUUGAGGAAGCUCCUAUCAACUUCAGCCCUUUUAAGAUAACAGAAUUCUCAAACUUUCUUAAUAGGAAUUGGUUUCUACCUGCAGAGGCUUCUCUGAAACGGGCACAUAUCCAGAAGUUAAUUUGUGAAAUUCUUGAAGAGCAGACUCAGAAAUGUUCUCAAGUGGAAUCCACUGAUAAACAUCCUCACUCCCAGUUUGUCAUUGCAGGUGAGCAAGAAACUGGGGUAGAGUUUCUAACAGAGAGAUGCUGUUCACUGGAAAUGUGUAGGGUUGAUUCUUCAAGCCUUAAUAAUGAACUGGGGAUUGAGAUUUCACUUCCAUCAAAAUCUCUGCUGACAGAGGGGUGGCAACAAGUUGAAGUACCAGGAUUGGAUUCCAGGAAGUCAUUUGAGCCGGAAACUAGUACAAGAAAAUUUUCCCGCGGAAAUUACUCACAGAUGAGAGCAUCUCGCUUAAAUUUCAUGUCACCAAUAAAGGAGGCAGAAGAAGUUUGUGAGCAAAUCUCUGAUUCAUCAUCAGAUACAGAAGAUUGUUGCCAUAUUGUUGAGUCAGCGACUGAACCUCCAACUUCAUAUAUUGGUGAAGAUCUUAGAUCCUUGAGAACGUCCUGGACACAGAGUUAUUUGCAGCAGGCUGAAGAACUUUUUGAUGAUGCCUCAAGUUCUGAAAUCUCUACCAGUGGGUCCAGGAAAUCUUGGGAAAUAGGGGUAGAUGAGGAUCCUUCCCAUCCAGAAUUUGAGGGCUUUGGUCAUCCAACUGAAACUGAGAGACAAGAAUCUUCUUCAACUGCAACUGGGGACCUUGCCACUUAUAUUGUUGAUGACUCCCAAGAGGAAAAUGGAAAUGAUCCUGCCCAAUCCGAUGGAGAGUUUGAGUCAAGGAAAAACAUUGUCAGAAAAAGUAGUGCGCCAAUGGACAAGAAAGAUUUAGUGGCAGAAUCAGAUGAACUGGCUGUGAAAAGUUCAAAGCUGACAUCUCAAGAAAGUGGAAGGUAACUUAGUAAGGAGCCUACAAGGAACUUGCUGUAAAUAGCAAAUAUUUUCCAAGUAUAUAUUAUGAAAAGGAACAAUAUUUAGCUUAUAGAUCGGCAAAUAGAAUAGAAAGAUAUAGAAAAAGCGAGGAAACAAGUUGCUUGUUUUUUUGUAGUGGGGAAAUGACCCCAGAGAUACUGAAGAAUUCUUUUUGCAAAAUGAAAUGUCAACCUUUUGAAUGAUC
Messenger RNA from Jatropha curcas, 3147 nucleotides. Its product is annotated as putative ubiquitin-like-specific protease 2A. Gene Ontology annotation, biological process: proteolysis. NCBI's taxonomy places the organism in Eukaryota, Viridiplantae, Streptophyta, Magnoliopsida, Malpighiales, Euphorbiaceae. The record is from RefSeq and is a predicted model, not a curated record. Gene Ontology annotation, molecular function: cysteine-type peptidase activity.